AUGAAAAUUUUGUUUGUACUUUUAGGAAUUGCUAGUGCAUUUAAUUAUGAUCCAGCUUUAGCUAAUUAAUUAACAGCAUUUUCUUUUGCAGCUUACUGUAAUUUAGAAGACAUUUUAAAUUGGAAUGUUGGCACUAUAAGUGAAUAAUAUCCUAACUUGAGUAGAAUAUAAAUAUUCGAGAAUACAGAGCUGGUAUUAUAUAUAUUUUAAUAAAAAAUAGGAAACAAGGGGUUAUAUUGCUUAUAAUCAACAUUCUUAAGCUAUAACAGUUGUAUUUAGAGGGUCAUAAAACUUAAAGAAUUUCAUUGCUGACAUAGAUGCAAAGAAAAUUGAAUUCAAUCCUAUAUGCAAAUGUUAAGUUCAUGAAGGUUUCUUUGCAGCCUACACAUCUUUGAAAAUUCAUUUAGAUGUAUUACUAGGAGAGUAUAGAAUUAAAUAUCCAUAUGCUAAAUAUCAUAUUACAGGACAUUCAUUAGGAGGUGCCAUGGCUACAUUAUUUGCAAGUGAAUUAUCUAUGAUAGGUAUUAAAGUGACACUUGUAACUGUUGGUUCUCCAAGAGUAGGAGAUUCAGAUUUUUAUGAUUGGUUUUCAACAUUAAAAGUAACACAUUCAAGGUUGACUAAUAAAAAAGAUGUUGCACCUCAUUUACCACCUGGUAAAUAUGAUUUUGAACAUGUUAAUACUGAAAUUUGGUAUAAAGAUGGAAUAAAUUAUAUUGUUUGUCAAGAAGUAAAAGGAGAAGAUCAUUCAUGUUCAGCAUCUGUUUAAUAUCCAAAUUUGAAUGAUCAUUUGACAUAUUUAGGUUGGUCUAGUAAUUCUUGUCAUUCUUAAAUGAUAGUAUGA
Paramecium sonneborni is the source of this 844-nucleotide messenger RNA. Lineage: Eukaryota; Ciliophora; Oligohymenophorea; Peniculida; Parameciidae. The record is from the annotation of a GenBank genome assembly.